AUGAGUGCCCGGCUGGGCGGCGAAGACGAAACCGCGCCGGCGGACCAGCCGCUGUCGGCCCAGACGGUUGAUACGCAGUGUCCCUCCCCAGGGCUGGUUGGGUCCGGCGUCGUAACCGUCCCUAAUGGCAUUACGGGAUCGUUGGAGCUGAAGCGCGUGGCCACAGACGGGUCUGGGCUGGUCCCCGGUCCGGGUGUUGCUAAUCAGGGCGUUGCCACCAGCCACCGAGGACUCGUUGCUACCACAGAACCGGGUCGGCAGUUGCCACUGGUCGGCUUCGUUCCGUACAAGUACAUCGCUCUGUUCCUGCUCGUGGCGCAGACAGUGGCAGCCAUCUUUGUAAUGCGCGUCUCGCGCACUACCUACGCCGACCCUACGACCCCGUACCUUGUAACCACUGCCGUCGCCAUGGCGGAGUUGACCAAGUUUGUGUGUUCCGCGGGCCUCGUCCUGCGUGACGUAGAGUACUCAUUCGGCACGGCCUGGGCACAUAUAAAGACGGAGAUGAUCGACAACCCUCUCGGUACGCUCAAGGUGAGCGUACCCGCUUUUCUCUACACUCUACAAAAUAACCUCCUUUUCAUCGCACUCUCAAACAUCUCCGGCGCGGUCUACCAGGUUACAUACCAACUCAAAAUACUUACAACCGCCGUACUCUCCGUUCUCAUCCUCCACCGACGCCUCAGCAUAGACCGCUGGCUCUCCCUAGUCCUACUCACCUCCGGCGUCGCUCUCAUCCAACUACCCUCCGGCCAAGAGACCAAAGCUCAAGGCGACCCCGUGGUCGGCAUCUGCGCCGUCCUAGCCGCCUGUGUCACCUCCGCACUUGCCGGUGUCUACCUUGAAAAGGUCCUCAAGGACACCAAGACCUCCAUCUGGCUCCGUAACAUGCAACUCGGCCUCCUAGGCACCGCCCUAGCUGUCACAGGAGCCUUCUGGUCAGACUGGACCAAAAUUCGCCAACACGGGUUCUUCCAAGGCUACAACGCCGCCACCUGGGCAGCCAUACUCAUGCAAUCCGCAGGCGGACUCAUCGUCGCAGCCGUACUGAAAUACGCAGACAACAUACUCAAGUGCUUCGGCAACGCACUCGCCAUCGUACUCUCCUGCCUCGUCAGCUACUACAUCGUCGGAGACUACGUACCCACUUUCCUGUUCGCCGUGGGCACCCUCUUCGUCAUCACUGCCACCUACACCUACGGUGUCGACUACCCAAUUUUGUUCUACGCCGCCAGACCCAAAGUCCUACUCCGCCCCAUCUUGAAAAAACUCGUUCGCAAAACCGAAGCUCCUGCCGAGGAAGCUUCAACCGAUCCUCAAACCGUGUAA
Messenger RNA from Gregarina niphandrodes, 1329 nucleotides. Its product is annotated as UDP-N-acetylglucosamine transporter. Gene Ontology annotation, cellular component: Golgi membrane. Lineage: Eukaryota; Apicomplexa; Conoidasida; Eugregarinorida; Gregarinidae. Gene Ontology annotation, biological process: pyrimidine nucleotide-sugar transmembrane transport. The record is from RefSeq and is a predicted model, not a curated record. The coding region runs from base 1 to 1329 and encodes 442 amino acids. Gene Ontology annotation, molecular function: UDP-galactose transmembrane transporter activity. The transcript has 2 exons.